Molecule: messenger RNA, 4276 nt
Organism: Anguilla anguilla (European eel)
Lineage: Eukaryota; Metazoa; Chordata; Actinopteri; Anguilliformes; Anguillidae
Gene: pias2
Product: protein inhibitor of activated STAT, 2
Exons: 13
Coding region: 1758-3641 (627 amino acids)
Biological process (GO): protein sumoylation; regulation of transcription by RNA polymerase II
Molecular function (GO): SUMO ligase activity; transcription coregulator activity; zinc ion binding
Source: RefSeq, a predicted model, not a curated record
AUAGCCGAUAGUCUUAAGCCUGGUUUAUUAUGUCAGCAUCACAGUAUAGAGUGUUCACACAUUGUUUUCUUUUAAGCAAUUAUAUUCACGGUUUCCAUUUUUAAUGAUGAACCGGAUGUGUACUAGAUCGUUUUGGCCUCUGCUCCUAUUGAAGUAGAACUGAUUAAACUAUACGUUUGUUAGCAAACUAAGCAUAAUGCCACUACUAGCAACCCAACGAAUUAACGUUAACUGAUGGUUGAAUUUACCAGUGUGUUAUUAAUCAGCUUUAAACACAGUUUACUAGUUAUAUAACAUUUCCAUCAGCAAUACAGUUCGACACCGUGAACUUUAUUAUAGGUUGUUUUGUUUGCCAAAUAAUCUGUUACACUUCGAAAUUUCUACUUUUUUAUGAGCAAGCUAUAUUGAAAUUAUUAGCAUGUGAGCUAGCCGGGCAGAUCAUGUACUGUAGUCUGUCUGGCUAGGUGACUGGCUGAAACCAUACGUGUCUUGCUGAAAGCUUAUUCAUAUUUAACUUGAUGAAGAAGGUCAUUUUGUGUCAUUGGAAUCAUUUAAAGUACGGAAUGGGGUGGAAUUGUGGAAUGUUUAGUUAUGACUUAUGUGCCCUGUUUUGAAUCUGUUUACUAGCUUGCUACUCUUUUGUUUAUGCUGGCUAAUUUAUCCAGCUGUUGGUACAACUUAACGUCAGCGUGUCUAGUCUCGGUCUUGACUAUAGUAGCAUUGAGCUAGCUAAAUUAAUAGUAUAGAAAAGAAAAACACUAAUAAUUAACUCUAGUCUAGCUGCAGAUUAGCAAGCUAGUAAACGUUAAUGCAUACUGUACACCACUGUUCCACAAUUCCUCGUUGUCCCACGGUAAAGUUUGCUGUUUUAUUUUGUUUACGUCAAAAAUAGCUAGCUAACGUUAACCAUACCUCUUUAAUAGCCAAGUUAGCUAGUCUAGCGAACGUGUUUUCUACAUUGAUCACAUAACAUACGUUUUGUCUACUGUGUUUGUUUUCCUCCGAGCUAGCUAAUGGGUUUGGCAUUAUUCUUAACAUUUUAGAUGCAUUACGGUCACAUUUGGUAAGGAUUUGUAAAGGAAAAAAAGGAUAAACACGUAAGAACAAUCAAGCAUGGACCAUAUAAUGAAGGGUCAGUCGGGGUUUUCUUACUUUUCUUCUGUGGGUUUCGGAAUGGGUUUGAUUGGGAGGGUCAUGACUUCAGAUACGAUAGAGGGAAAGACUCAGUGCAGUCCUCUGUUCAUGUCUCUAACUAAUUGCAAACUAUCUAUGUCGUUAGAUAUAUCUGGGUAUAAGUGGGUUAUAUACUAAUUAACUGAGUUAACUUGGAUAGUUGUUUGGCUGGUCUUGUUCACCUCUGGAUUGAUACUGAGUAAAAAAUGCUGAUUGUUGCCAUGCACACUCAGUAAGACUGAAAAAUUAUGUGUGACUAUGCCAUUGAUUAAUGGCAUGGGAAUGGAAUUUUUGGGAAUUGCAUUAACGGGAUCUGUUUAACUGCAAGCCUCUUGCCUUUUCUGCAUUUUCAUUGCUUUCAUGAACAAUUCCAGUUCUUGAAAAUCCUGUGGCCUCAACGACAAAGAGGGAGGCCACAGGAAAUUUUCAUACGGUUCAAUUUCUACCUCGGACACUUGAAAAAAAGAUAAAAUUGUGAGAACUGGAAUUGUUCCAUUUUGCCUGAGUCGGUUUUGGUGGGAUGGAUCUUCAUUUUUUUGUUGCCAUUCUUUUAUGCCAUUUGACUAAUCAACUAUAUCAGUGCCAUGUUUUUAUGUGUCUGUCUAUUUAAUUUCCAGAAUAUGGUAUCGAGUUUCCGAGUGUCAGAGCUACAGGUAUUGUUGGGCUUUGCCGGACGGAACAAGAGCGGUCGCAAGCAUGAGCUGCUCCUGCGGGCCUUGCAUUUGCUAAAGAGCGGGUGCAGUCCGGCGGUGCAGAUCAAAAUCAAGGAGCUCUAUCGACGGCGCUACCCCCGAACUGUAGACAGUCUUCCCCACCUGUCCUCUCUCAAGCCCUCCGUCUUUUCCCUGGAAGGCAGCCCCCCCGCCCUGGACCCGGAGCUCGCGCUCGGCGCCCGGCAGCCGCGGGGCUCCCUCCCCGCGCCGCAGCACCUGGUGGUAGCGGCCCGCGGCUCAGCGCUGCUGCACGACGCCAAGCCCGGCAUGGACAUGCAGCAGUCGGCGGCCCCCGUCCCCCCCGUCCACCCCGACGUCCAGAUGAAGCCCCUCCCCUUCUACGACGUCCUGGACGUCCUGAUCAAGCCUUCGAGCCUGGGGGCCAGUAGUAUCCAGCGCUUUCAGGAGAAGCACUUCAUCUUCGCCCUGACCCCACAACAGGUCAGAGAAGUCUGCAUUUCCAGGGAUUUCCUCCCAGGUGGCAGAAGAGACUACAUGGUCCAGAUUCAGCUGAGGUUUUGCCUUGCAGAGACCAGUUGCCUUCAAGAAGACAAUUACCCCAACAGUUUGUGCAUUAAAGUGAACGGGAAGCUUUUCCCUCUGCCGGGUUAUGCUCCUCCUCCAAAGAACGGAGUGGAACAGAAGAGACCGGGCAGGCCUCUCAACAUCACUUCCCUGGUCAGGUUAUCCUCUGCUGUGCCCAAUCAGAUUUCAAUCACGUGGGCCCCUGAAAUUGGAAAGACGUACUCCAUUUCUGUGUACCUGGUGCGGCAGCUUACGUCUUCGCUGCUGCUGCAGAGGUUGAAAAUGAAGGGCAUCCGGAACCCCGAUCACUCAAGGGCACUAAUAAAAGAAAAGCUGACCGCAGACCCCGACAGUGAGGUAGCCACAACCAGUUUACGGGUCUCUCUUAUGUGUCCGCUGGGUAAAAUGCGGCUGACGGUGCCGUGUCGAGCGGCCACCUGCUCGCACCUCCAGUGCUUCGACGCGGCGCUCUACCUGCAGAUGAACGAGAAGAAGCCCACCUGGAUCUGCCCCGUCUGCGACAAGAAGGCCGCCUACGAGACGCUCAUCAUCGAUGGGCUCUUCAUGGAGAUCCUCAACAGCUGCUCGGACUUCGACGAGAUCAAGUUCCAAGAAGACGGGUCCUGGUGCUCCAUGAAACCCAAGAAGGAGGCCCUGAAGGUGUCGUCGCAUUGUAUCCCGAAAGUGGAAAGCUCCAGUCUGGUCAGACAGUGUGCCGUGGUGCCCCCCAGCGAGCCCAGCAGCGCCAAGAAGCCCGACAUCAUCGACCUCACUCUGGAGAGCUCUUCCGAGGAAGAGCCGGAGGAGGAAGACCCCCCACUCAAGAAGAGGUGCCUCUACAUGGCGAAGCCUGAGGAGAUUCAUGGGAAGGGGGUUUUGACCUACCAGCCAUCAACGAUGCGAGUGCCAAACAUCCAGACCUUGGACACGUCCUACCUAGCGUCCUCACUGGCCGAAUACGCAGUUCCAUUCCACCACUCUACCUUAUCCACAAUUCCUGCAGACAUGCAAAAUUUUUUCUCGUUAUUUCAAGGAGACCCACAGCAGCACUACCGCACACCGGUGUCUCUGGCCCCGCCCACCCUGCUGAGCCCCGCCUCCGGCGGAACCCUCAUGCCCGCCUCGAGCCAGUACGACGGCCCCGCCCACAGCACCAGCUCCUCCCACAGCGAGACCGGGGUCAUCACAGGAGGAUGCGGGACCAUCUCUGACAUCAUCUCCCUGGACUAAGCCACGCCCACGGAGCCUCCAACAGUUCACAGGGCUGUACGAAUAUGGGCAGUAUGCUAUCGGAACUCGGCUGUGCAUUUACCCCCUCGCAGCGGCGAAAGAUGGUUAUUUUAUAUUUAAAAAUAAUAAUUGUGUACAUUGCCUUUUCACUGAAAUGAAAUUUCCAGGAGUUGGGUAAAGGAGGACAGCCUGUGGCCUGUUGAAUGUUGAGCAGUUGUGUGUAAAUGUAUUUUGUUUCGACGGUCGGUUCCCAGAACGUGUGACGCAAGCACUCGGGGAGCCAGCUCAACUUUGACGUGAUAUUAACCGAUUAAUACGAUGCAACUUUCGUUUCUCUUUGUCUAGGCCAAGUCUGUUAUAUAGCAAUAAAAUGAGCUUCCCGGACACGCGUGGCACACACGUGUUGGGGGGGGAAAGGCCUCUCUGUCUGCCUGAGGUCAUCUGCGGAGAAAAGUUGUCGGUUGCUUGGAUUGUACCAGCAGUUCAGCUCUUUGCACUUAUAUGGUUUGUUUGUUUGUUUGUUUGUUUGUAAUGGGUAUUACCGCAUUGUGUCAGCAGUUAAUUUUAUAAAGGGACUUCAAGGACUGGACUUGUCUGUCCUCCAGUGGAUUAAACAUUUUCCCAGUUAAUAGAAA